Messenger RNA from Paracoccidioides brasiliensis Pb18, 378 nucleotides. RefSeq lists its product as uncharacterized. Bases 1 to 378 code for a protein of 125 amino acids. The record is from RefSeq and is a predicted model, not a curated record. The transcript has 2 exons.
AUGUCCUCGGGUUCUACGAAAGCGAUACCUUCCAAAAAGCUAAAGCACAGGAUGCGGCGCUGGCUAUCCGAAAUUCCAGGGAGCUAUUGGCUGAAAUUGGCGUGCUACACCUUUACGACAAGAGCGGAAAGUCAGGUCACUUCUUCCAGAGGAGUUAUGAUCUAUCUUGCAAUGUCGCAUGGGCCCAAGGCGCUGAGUGAUCACGUUGGCAAUCAGGUUGAACGAUCCGCCAAAUGUUUCAAGCUGAAAUCCGAGAUUCCGAGUCCGGAGGCGGACGUCAGGAAGGCCGUGAUUGAGGAUUUUUCUGGUAAGCCUCCCCUUGCCCUCGCCUGGGGCUGGACAGACACAGUCAAACGUGCAACCGUGGGGUCCACUUAA